AUGGCAUUCAAACGAGCGAAGAGAAAUGAAGUGAUUGUUGUGACCAAAGAUGAUGUGGUCUUUCAUAUGAAUGUCAAUAAUAUCACACAAAUGACACAAUUGUCUGAAUUGAAGGCAAAGAAUGUCACUAAAAUCACAUCCGGUGCUAAACAUUUGUGUGCUCUUACAUCGGCCGGUGAUGUGUAUGUUUGGGGCGAUAAUAAGUAUAAUCAGUUGGGAAACGAUAAUAUGACUUCAUCUUCACUUCCGUUGAAAAUAUCAUUCAAUUUAAAUAAUGAAAAGAUUGUCGACAUUGAAUGCGGUUUACAACACACACUGGCGCUGACCGAUGCCGGGCAUUUGUACGCCUGGGGUUGUAAUAGUAGUGGUCAAUUAGGUAAUGGCAAUACCAGUAGGCAAUCCACACCUAUUCAAGUGAUCUGGACAGAGAAAUCUGAACAAAGAAUAAGAAUAGGAGAACAGGACAAAUAUCAAAUAACAUCCAUUGUUUGCGGUGGAUAUCAUUCACUGGCCGUUACGGACACCGGGAGUGUGGGUUACAAUAGAUAUAAUCAGUUGGUUUUGAGUAACACAUAUGGGUUUCAACAAUCAUUGCCCGUUCAGAUUGAAUAUUUCAAAGAAAUGAAAGUGGUCAAAAUAGGAACCGGUGAUAAGACUAAUAGGAGUGAUCCAUUCAAAGUAAACAUCAAUUAUUAUGGUCCUAUUGUGGAUGUGGUUUCACACAUGAACAGCAAUAUUUCAACGGCCGUUACGGCUAAUGCAGUGCUUUAUGUAUGGGGCGAAUGUCGGGAACCGGUGGGAGAUUUGCUAAACCCUAUCGAUGUAAUGAAUUUUGAAUCGAUAUAUGAUGUGUUUGGGAUGUAUGACAAAACACAGGCGACGUAUCGCUCGAUAUUAAUCAAUAUCGCCGACGACAACCACCCAGUGCUCAAUAGUAUGUGCGAAGCCUUCGACAAUACCAUAUCAUCUAAUUUCCGGUUUGUGAUCGACGGACAGCCCAUUCAUGUCAUCAAAGAGUAUUUGAUUAUUCGCUGCAAACGUAUGGAACCAAUGAUACGUUUGUUAGACACCAAUCAAACGGAAGUUAUGUUAACAAACUAUUCUUAUGAGGCAUUCAAAGCAUUUCUGCAAUAUCUGUAUACCAACGAUGUGUUUGUGGCGCCGGAUAUUGCGGUCGAGUUAUUAGGUUUGGCCGACACUUACGCCGAGACAGAUCUCAAGACAAAGUGUACUCAACUUUUACGUAAAGGCAUUACUAUUGAAACCGUGGCCGUAAUAUACGGGUCGGCUGUUAAACACUCGGAGUCCGCACUUCAAGAAAUAUGUUUCAAUUAUGCGGUCAAACACUUUGAAGAUGCUUACAGCAAAUGCCGGACUUUCAAGCAAGCACACAUUACAUAA
Molecule: messenger RNA, 1401 nt
Organism: Medioppia subpectinata
Lineage: Eukaryota; Metazoa; Arthropoda; Arachnida; Sarcoptiformes; Oppiidae
Source: the annotation of a GenBank genome assembly